This is a messenger RNA of Capsaspora owczarzaki ATCC 30864, 3759 nucleotides long. RefSeq lists its product as hypothetical. The transcript is spliced from 3 exons. Lineage: Eukaryota; Filasterea; Ministeriida; Capsasporidae. The record is from RefSeq and is a predicted model, not a curated record. The coding region runs from base 126 to 3704 and encodes 1192 amino acids.
UUUGUUUGUUUGUUUGAGCUUUCAUUGAAUUUCUUUUUUUUUUUUUUUUUUUUUUCCGAAGCGUUUCAGUUUUUUUUUUUUUUUGUUUUUUUGUAUUUAAUUUUUUUUUUUGAACGCCAGUCGCCAUGACAGACAUGUGGUCGCGGCUCAACACCCUCACCAAGACGGUGCAGGACCGGAUUGAGCACGUCGUCGAGGAUCUCGGGAUGAACGCUGCUGCUCCUGGAGGUGGAGCGGGCGACGGCGGCCCGGCCGAAGCGGCGAAAGCAGGAGGAGAUCAAGCCGGUGGAGCCACGUCGUCACCCUCAUCGACGCCCGAGGUCGUGACGGGCAGCAAGAGUGGACUGCAGCAGCAGGCCAACAGCACCAGUGGCUGGAAUCCCAGCGGCGACGCGGACGACAAGCAGCGCCGCAUCGAGCAGCUCGAGCAGGAGACGGCUGGGCUCCGAACCCAGCUGGUCGAGCUCAACCAGACCGCCGAGCUCAAGUUCAACAAGCUCAAGAACCAGGCCCAAGCCAAGCUCGCCGCGGUCAAGCAGGAGCUCAAGCAGUACAAGGAGGCGGCCGGUGCCGGUGCCGGUGCCGGUGCCGGUGCAGGCGACUCAAUGGCCUCGUCUGCAGCCAACUCUGGACGAGCAACGCCUGCCUCGGCCGGUGUGCUCAACGAAAGCCUCAACGCGAGCGCCAUUGCGGCUGGAGAUACGAGUUUCGCCGCGGAAGACCACUCGGCCACCUCGAACGCGCUGGCGGUGGCCAACUCGGCGCUGCGGGAAGCCGAGGACAAGCGUCGCGCGUUGACAUCCAAAGUGUCGGAGCUCGAGUCCCAGCUCGCGACGGCCCAGCAGCAGCACCGGCAACAAGCUGAUGCAGAGCUCAAGCAAAAGCUGGAUCAGCUCCGCGAGGAGCAUGCCGAAGAGAAUGACGAUUUGCAAACCCGCAUUUCUGAGCUUCAGCAAUCACUCAAGCAGGCUCAGCAGAGCGGCCUCCAGCAGCAGCAGACCGACCAGGCGUUGCAACAGUCUCGUGCGCACGUGCUGCAGCUCCAGGCCGAGGUUGAUUUACUCCGCCAGCAGUCGUCCACCGCAUCCGCAUCCGCAUCCGCACCCGCCCCGGCGGCCAAUGAGAGCAGCAUCAACCAAGAGCUAAGCGAACGUGUUGCCGAAUUGGAGCAGCAGCUGCACGAACGCGUUACUGGGCUGGAGCAGCAACUUGCCGACUCCCAGCGACUCAUUUCCAAGCUACAAUGGGAUGCGGACUCGGCAGAGGAGCUACGCACCGAAAAGGAAGAGUUGGAGCAAAAGCUUGAAAACUCUGUGCCCCGUGCGCAGCAUGAAAGCGAACUUGCCCGCAUUCGCGCGACCGGCGAAGAGGCACAACAACAAGUGUCUGUGCUGCGCGAGCAGCUUGCCGCUGCUGCGUCGCAACAGCAGGCCACCAUCCCCGACAACUCGGCCGACCUGGUCGUUCAGCUCCAAGCCCAAGUCGCUGCUCUCCAGCUUGCCGCCUCUGCUGCCGAGGAGGAGAAGACUGAGCUCGCCGCCCGUGCGACCGAGCUUCAACAGACACUGGACGCGGCAUCGGAUGCUCGCGCGGUGUUGGUCGAGCAAGUUGAUGUCCUCCGUCAAGCUGCCAGCACGGCAGACGCGCAACAUGCUGCGCUUUUGGCCAAGCACAGCGCGGAUCUUGCGUUGGCACAGUCCGCUGCCCAAGCGAACUCGGCCGCGGAAGCCGAGACCGCCCGCGAGCAAGGUGCUGCCGAAGCCGAGCGUUUGCGGGCGUCGAUCGCUUCCUUGACUGCCGAGCUGGAUUCUUCGAAGCAGUCUGCCACUGCAAGCAUGGAGCAGAGCGCCGCCCUCUCUUCGGAGAUUGCCCAGCUUCGCAGUACUGCGAGCGAAGCGACCGCUCUCAUCGCCCAACAACACGCCGACGAGCUGGAGCGCGUCCGUGCCGAGGCAAAGGCUGCAACCCAAGCACAAGCGGCACUCCAACAGCGCGUGCAGCAGCUUGAGGCCGAGGUGGCGUCUGCAUCGGCUGCGGUUGCAUCCUCGACAGAGGCAUCCCAAGAACUCGAAACCUUGCGGCAAGUGCACGCCGAGCACCUUGCAUCGGGCUCCGAACGCGAAGAUGCGCUUCGCACGGAACUGUCUGCUGCUCGUCAACAACUCGCAGCGCAGGCAGCUCAGGCCGAGGCUGCUGCGUCGGCGUCCGCCUCCGAGCAAGAGGGGCAAGUUUCGGCUCUGAACGAGCGCAUUCGCGACCUGGCGGCGCAGCUGGCAGCUGCACAAGCCGCAUCAGCACCGGCUCAGCAGACCAGUCAAGACGCGAUUGCCACUGCUGUUCAACACGCUGAUCGCGAAGCCUCGCUCCAGCAACAAGUGUCUGCCGCGAAUUCCAAGUGCGCCGAGCUGGAACAGACCCUGGCCACGCUUCAACAGCAGCAGACCUCCAGUAGCGCAGAUGUUGAUGCUCGCAUGAGUGCUGCUGCUGAGCAAGUGCGUGAUUUGACGCAGCAGCUCGCUGCUGCUACCGCGCAAGCCGCGUUGGCACAGUCUGCCACGGAUCAGGUGGCGGCACUGCAGGCCCAGCUUUCUGCUGCCGGCCAAACACAAGCUCUCGUGGCCGAUUUGCAGACGCAGUUGGAGCGUCAAGCCGCACUCGAGCAGCAGCUGCGCGGUGAAAUGGCACGCAACGCUGAACUCCAGAGUGCCGAGUCUCGCGACUUGAGCUCGCUGCGCUCGCAUGCGCACGAUCUGCAGAGCAGGCUGUCCGAAGCGCUGGCGACUGUUGACCGGUUUGAGCAGGAAGCUGCGCUCAAGCAGUCCCACGCUGCCGUGCAGCAGCAGACCUUUGAGUCAGAGCGCGCGGCCUUCCGCAACCAGGUCGGGCAGCUGGAAGCGGCACUUGCUGGCAAGUCGCGUUUCGAGUCGUCGCAAGCGGACGAGCUCACGCAGCUACGCCAGGAGCUUGCAACGGCGACUGGCCUGGCCGCCCAAGCGCAACUGAUGCGAGACGAGCGCGACCGCAUUCGCGCGUCUGUGGGCGAGCUCGGCGAACAGCUCGCGGCAAGUCAACAACGCGAGUUGGCGUCCGCGUUGCUCGCAACACAGUUGAAAGAGCGCCUGGAUGAAGUUUCGGUGCAACACCAGCAGCUGGCUCAAGCAGCACCGUCCCAGGAGACGCAGGGCGCGGUGGACAAGCUGGAGCAGCGGGUCCGGGCGCUCACGCAGGAGCUCGAGCACACCAAAGCCGUGGCCGUUCAACAGCAGCAACAGCAACAACAGCAUCAGUUCCAAACUGCCUCUGCAAGUGCCGAGACACAACAGCAGCUGCAGCAACAGUUGCAGCAGCAAUUGCAGCAGCAUCGUCGUGAAGUUGACCAACUUCGCGCCGAGCUCGCCCGUGAAGUCGCCAACAGGCAAUCUGCUGCCGAGCCGCACACUCCUAUGGAUUCGUGGGGAAGUGGCGCAAACUACGAUUCUGGAAACGAAACUGGCGAUUUCGACGUCGAGGCCGGCGCGUUCGAGCGAGCCUCCAACCCGAUCGAUAAGGCCAAGAUUCUCAGCCGCAAAGCUCUACGCGCUCUGAAUACUGUCAGCAUUCAAGCCAAUCGCAGCUUGCGCUCUCGCCCGUUGGUGCGCAUUUCCGCGCUCGUUUAUCUGGUUUUGCUUCAUGUUUAUUUGAUCUACUCCAUUCUUGUUGUGUAGUGCCUGAGGCGCAUUGUUUGACACGGUUUGCGUGCUUGUUCCAUUCAAGAAUCAG